Acanthosepion pharaonis is the source of this 2553-nucleotide messenger RNA. NCBI's taxonomy places the organism in Eukaryota, Metazoa, Mollusca, Cephalopoda, Sepiida, Sepiidae. The record is from the annotation of a GenBank genome assembly.
AUGAGAAGAAGGCCGAUAAUGAAGGUCCUGCUGGAAGCCGUAGGGGCGCCCGGCGGCGAUCUCGUCCAUCCAAGGCUUCGCCACGCUUCUCAGCACCUCCUGGUAGAUCUCAGCGGUGACUCUCAGGCCCUUUUGAAAGAAGAACAGAGGCAUGACGUCCCCGUCGCUGCACACAAGGCCGAAACGACCCAGUCGUGGCUGCUCAACAGUGUUCCUAACCACUGGUCGCCAGACUUGUGGCCGCCCUCCUCACUUGACUUUGCAUUCAUUCUUUCUUUAAUCAUCUAUUUAUUUACGUCUAAUUCUUUUCUUUGGUUUUUAUUUGUCUACGGAUCUUUCUUUCUUUCUUUCUUGCUUUCUUUCUUGCUUUCUUUCUUUCUUUCUUUCUUUUGUCCAUCUAUUAUUAUUCAUUCUCUUCUCUUUCAAUCUUCCCCUUUCUUUCUUUCUUUCUUUCUUUCUUUCUUGCUUUCUUGCUUUCUUUCUUUCAUUUUUUCCUUUUGGUCUCUUUUCUUUGCGACUCUUUUUAUACAGUCAUUUAUUCAUUCUUUCUGUCUUUCUUUCUUGUUUUCAUUCUUUACAGCUCUUUUUAUUCUUUCUUUAUUUAUUUCUUUCUUUUUCUUUCUUCCUUUCUUUCUUUUUUCUCUCCCUACCGCUCUUUUCAUUCAUUCAUUCAUUCUUUCUUUCUUUUUCUUUCUUCCUUUCUUUCUUUUUUCUCUCCCUACCGCUCUUUUCAUUCAUUCAUUCAUUCUUUCUUUCUUUCUUUUUCUUUCUUUCUUCCUUUCUUUCUUUUUCUCUCCCUACCGCUCUUUUCAUUCAUUCAUUCUUUCUUUCUUUCUUUCUUUUUCUUUCUUCCUUUCUUUCUUUUUUCUCUCCCUACCGCUCUUUUUAUUCAUUCAUUCUUUCUUUCUUUCUUUUUCUUUCUUCCUUUCUUUCUUUUUUCUCUCCCUACCGCUCUUUUCAUUCAUUCAUUCUUUCUUUCUUUUUCUUUCUUCCUUUCUUUCUUUUUUCUCUCCCUACCGCUCUUUUCAUUCAUUCAUUCAUUCUUUCUUUCUUUCUUUUUCUUUCUUCCUUUCUUUCUUUUUUCUCUCCCUACCGCUCUUUUUAUUCAUUCAUUCUUUCUUUCUUUCUUUUUCUUUCUUCCUUUCUUUCUUUUUUCUCUCCCUACCGCUCUUUUAUUCAUUCAUUCUUUUCUUUCUUUCUUUUUUCUUUCUUCCUUUCUUUCUUUUUCUUUCUUUUUCUCUCCUACCGCUCUUUUCAUUCAUUCAUUCUUUCUUUUCUUUCUUUUUCUUUCUUCCUUUCUUUCUUUUUUCUCUCCCUACCUCUCUUUUUAUUCAUUCUUUCAUUCUUUUUUCUCUGAUUUUCCUUUUUAUCUUUCUUCAUUUCUUGCUUGUUUUCUCUCUUUUUAUUCAUUCGUUCAUUCAUUCAUUCUUAUUGCUUUCUUUCUUUUUGUCUUGCUUUCUUUCUUGUUUUCUCUCUUUACACCUCUUUUUAUUCAUUUAUUCUUUUUUUUCUUUCUUCCUUUUUGUCUUUCUCUGUUACUUUCUCUCUUUCUUUGUUGCUUCAUUCUUGUUUCUUUCUUUCUUUCUCUUUCUUUUUUCUUUCUUUCUCUUUUUUAUUUUCAGUAAUAUUUUCCUUGUUCAUUCUUUCUUAUUUUUCCUUUGUUUUCGUUUCUUUCUUUCUUUUCUCCUUUCCUUCUUUCUUUCGCUUACCCCUCUUUUCUUUUUGCCAUUCAUUUUACCUUCUGUCAGCUCCGUUUUCAGCCACACAUUGCCUUUUCAUCCCACCUUUACGCUUUCUUCAACAUCACGAUUUUUCUUCCGUCCCUCUGAAUUUCUACCCCCCUUCCUUCCUUCAUUCCUUCCUUUCUUCCUCCCUUCCUUCCUUCUUUCAUUCCUCCUUCCCUUCCUUUCUUCCUUUCUUUCUCUCCCCCUCCCUCCCUUCCUUCCUUCCUUCCUUCCAUCAUUCAUUCAUUCAUUCCUUCCUUCAUUCCUCCAUCCCUUCCUUCCUUCUUUCAUUCCUCUUUCCCUUCCUUUCUUCCUUUCUUUCUCUCCCCCUUCCUUCCUUCCUUCCUACCCUUCUUCCUUCCUUCCUUUCUCACUGCCUUUCUCCCUCCUUUCCUUCCUUCCUUCCUUCCUUCCUUCCUUCCUUCCUUCUUUUCACUUCCUCAACACCCUCCCUCCCGUCCUUCCUUCCUCUCCUUCCUUCCUCCAUUCCUUCCUUCCUUCCUUCCUUCCUUCCUUCCAUCAUUCAUUCAUUCAUUCCUUCCUUCAUUCCUCCAUCCCUUCCUUCCUUCUUUCAUUCCUCUUUCCCUUCCUUUCUUCCUUUCUUUCUCUCCCCCUUCCUUCCUUCCUCCCUACCCUUCUUCCUUCCUUCCUUUCUCACUGCCUUUCUCCCUCCUUUCCUUCCUUCCUUCCUUCCUUCCUUCCUUUCACUUCCUCAACACCCUCCCUCCCGUCCUUCCUUCCUCUCCUUCCUUCCUCCAUUCCUUCCUUCCUUUCGUUCCUCCCUUCCUCCCCUCCCCUUCCUCCUUUCCUUCCCUCCUUUCUUCCGUAA